Molecule: messenger RNA, 1014 nt
Organism: Dracunculus medinensis (Guinea worm)
Lineage: Eukaryota; Metazoa; Nematoda; Chromadorea; Rhabditida; Dracunculidae
Source: the annotation of a GenBank genome assembly
AUGCAAAUGAUAGGACCAACGAUUUUUGAGAAGAGUGAUAUAAGAAGAGAAAUGAUUCGAAUGAAAUCCAGCUUGAAUUGUAUUCGGAUAUUAGAUUGGCAAAAGUAUGCAUCGCGACGGAUCCCGCGAGAUUUUCUUAUGGCUAUUGGUGGUUGGGAAAAAAAUGGCCCUUCUAAAGCCAUUGAAAUUUAUGAUAUACACAAUGAUGAAUGGCGAAGAGUCGCUCACUUGGAGGAUGAACGGUGCAUUGCAUAUCAUCAAUGUUUCUUUGUUAAAAAGAGAAUUUAUGUUAUUGGUGGCUUUGAUGGAUCGCAAUAUUUUAAUAUUACUCGAUGUUUCGAUCCUCUGCUGCAAAAAUGGAAAGAAUUAGCACCAAUGAAUAGCGGAAGAUGUUAUGUCGCCGCAUGUGAAAUUGAUGGUAUUAUUUAUGUUGCCGGCGGAUCAGAUGGGAGAAAUCGUCUUCGUAGUGCAGAGAAAUACAAUAUUGAACAAAAUCAGUGGACGCCAAUACGAAAUAUGAUACAGCGACGAUCAGAUGCAGGUGCCUGUGCUUUAAAUGGUAAAAUGUAUGUGGCUGGUGGAUACACAGGUGAAUUAGUCCUUCAGACAGUUGAAAUCUAUAACCCUGAGAAUGAUACGUGGGUGCAGAUAGCAACUAUGGAUUCUCCUCGAUCUGGAUUAGCUUGCGUUGCCAUAGACAAUUACAUCAUAAUCGCUGGAGGCUUUGACGGCGUGAAUCGACUUCGCACAGUGGAAAAAUUAAAAGAUGAAAUAAUUUAUGCGGUUGGUGGUUAUGAGCAUACAAUGGUGAGAACUGUUUUGACCUUCGAUGGGCGAAAAUGGGAAACCAAAGGGAGAUUAACAAUUCCACGAAGUGCUCUUCGUGUCAUACUUCUCGAACACUGGACGAAUCCACGAAGCAUACUGCCUAGCGAAGAACAAAAUUUGGAAUCUCAAGAGACUCUCGCAUCCUCACCAGAACAAGUCAAUGAAUUUCAAAAUUUUUUGCUUUAA